Carcharodon carcharias (great white shark) is the source of this 2720-nucleotide messenger RNA. It is a transcript of the gene mob2a, whose product is annotated as MOB kinase activator 2a. Gene Ontology annotation, biological process: signal transduction; positive regulation of protein phosphorylation. Gene Ontology annotation, cellular component: nucleus; cytoplasm. The transcript has 6 exons. Lineage: Eukaryota; Metazoa; Chordata; Chondrichthyes; Lamniformes; Lamnidae. Gene Ontology annotation, molecular function: protein kinase activator activity. The record is from RefSeq and is a predicted model, not a curated record. The coding region runs from base 654 to 1442 and encodes 262 amino acids.
GGACAGGAAGGAAAACUGAACAGUCUAAUCAGACACACUAUGCAUCUGUGAUUUAUGCAAGGCAGCCUGCCCAGAGCAAAAAAAAAACAAGGCAUUUCUGUGCCUGGGAAGUUGCAACGGCGCUUAGUGUUUCUUUUUCCAUCAAGAGUCGCUGGUUUAUAGGAACGUUGUUCCAAAAAUGUUCAGUUAACCUCGAAGACGGGCUGAAGAUCCAUCUUGCUUGCGUUUUCUCUGGAAGUGCAGUGAAGCGAUUUGCUCUGUUAUUUUAUGGCCAAGUAAGAUCCAGUGGCAGAGGAGGAGUUGAUUUCAAGCAGAGAUAAUCGUUCAAGGGAACGGUCGUGGCAGGCUAUCAAUACAAUUAGGCUUGAAGGUUUUUUUUUAACUUACAUGGCUUAUUGGUGUAUUUAAAGGAAAUCUGGGCCAUCACCUCCGAGAGACAGUCUCUGGGUUUAAUCUGCUGUUUGUCUCCAGUAAUUGUUUCCCACUUGUAUUUAAUUAACGUAGUCAAAGGACUGAUCCUUUUCACUCCUUUAAUAGAGUUGCAGAAGGUUGCAAAAUAACGUCAGCAACGAUUUUUAAAAUCUAUAUAUUUAACAAAAUCAGUCUGGAUUUCAUCAUAAGACUCCUGUCAGCGAACAUGAGGCUGAAGAGGAAUGGAUCGUACACAUUGCACAGAGCAGUCGAGGAGGAAGUUAGUGCAGAUCUUGGGAACAGCAUGUGAAGACCAAGAGGAGGUAAACAGACCAGCUGCAAGCUCGAUGGACAUCCUGUUCUGCUUCGAUUGCGUCUUGUUUAGGAAGUCAAAGACUAAACCAAACGGUAAAAAAACAGCAGCAGAGGAGAAGAAAUUAUAUCUGGAGCCUGAAUAUACCAAAGCAAGAAUAACAGAUUUCAACUUUAAAGAGCUGGUGACUUUGCCACGUGAAAUUGACCUGAAUGAAUGGCUAGCUAGCAAUACAACAACAUUCUUCAACCAUAUAAACCUACAGUACAGCACCAUCUCUGAGUUCUGCACUGGAGAUACAUGUCAAACGAUGACUGUGUGUAAUACGCAAUAUUACUGGUACGAUGAAAGGGGAAAGAAAAUCAAGUGCACAGCCCCACAGUAUGUGGACUUUGUAAUGACUUCUGUACAAAAAUUUGUGACAGAUGAAGAUAUUUUUCCAACAAAAUAUGGCAAAGAAUUUCCAAACUCCUUUGAGUCUUUAGUUAAAAAGAUCUGCAGGUAUCUGUUCCAUGUACUGACUCACAUCUACUGGGCUCAUUUUAAGGAGACUGUUGCAUUGGAACUGCACGGACAUUUAAACGCACUGUAUAUGCAUUUCAUGUUAUUUAUAAGGGAAUUCAAUUUGGUAGAUCCCAAGGAAACACUUGUCAUGGAAGACCUGACUGAAAUUCUCUACAGCAACGCAGCAGCACAGAACCACGUCAAGGAAAGAUGAGCCACAUGCAGAGGAAAGACAUUUGAUCAUGAAGACUGUGGGACUUAACUGAAAUGUGCAGGAUCAAGUGUGGAAUCUCAUUUCACACUCUAAGUGCAGUGUUUACUUUUUAGGAAAGAACCACGUUUGACAUGUGAAGAUGCUUUCUAGAAUGGUGGUACUGCCAUUUUUAAUAUAUUAUGAUAUGUUAUUAAAAAAUGACUAACUUUGAAGUGGCAUGCUGGCAAACAUGCUCUGUUAACUGCUUCUCCCCUACUGAGUAGGAAUGAAAUGGAUAAGCCUUGGUUUUAGCCCAGGAAAAUAGAGGUUGGAAUUUGUAUGGUUAUAAUCUUGGAAUACUGGAGCUAUCAUGUUGCUCUGGCAACUAAUCAAGUACCUCUCAAUUAUUAUUGCUUGGACCAGUUACGCACGACAGGAAUAAUUUUUCUUAGCACAUUCUAUGUGCAAGCUCCAUAGUUAUAUUUUAAAAGAAAACUUAAACAUGCAGCUUAUAACAGUAUUUUGGCUUGCAUUCAGACCUGUGGGAUGAAAAUUAUUUUUCCCUCAUUAAGCAAUUCUAUACUCAGUUAACCUUGCAGAUUAGCCUCACUCUAGAUAAAUAGGCAAAGGCAGUGCUGCUGGGGAGCAGAUAGCAUGUAAAGGUGGGCACUGCAGUCAAGCCUGGUUCAGUACCACAUGAGGGCCUCUGCUCUGGCACAUUUUAAUGGUGAGCUCUUGUUGCUUCUCACCCUUGCUCAGCUAUCUGGGAAAUUUUCCUGAUCAGGCAGAAAGGGGAAAGUCAGUCUGAUGUUCCUUCAAAGGUAGCCACUUCAGGGUGUACACACAUUUCUUUGUAAAUACUGUUUAAAGUUGAAGUUGGCGUGCUGUAUGUGAAUGCAAAUAGCAAGCUUAGUUUUUCCAUCAGUUCAUUAUUGAUUUAUGAUUUUUUUUCAUUUUCUGUUAUAAUGCUUCUUCUAAGUUUAGCCAAGUAGCUCACCCUCUAGUUUGUUAGGAAUUUAAAAAAGAGGAGGAUUGAGGAUCAAUACACAGAUUUCCAAUCUCAGUUGCCUCAUUUUUGGUUUUAAACUGAGGAGCAGCACACAAUAUUUCAUUUUAAUUAUCAUUUUAUUUAGAAGUGUAGGUUUUUUUUGCUGUUUUAAGUUUUUGUGUUGAAACAUGGUGCACUUGAACCUUGUUAGUUGUAGUCAACCUUGGUUUCCAGGUGUUUUCGAGCAAAUUUAUUUUGUUUUUGGCUUCAUUAAUAUAAAAUUGCAAAUAAAAAUAGUGAUUAUAAAACAA